AUGCGCACGCGAUGCCAGUGCCCGAAUAUACCGGGUCUGUCUUCUCCAACGUGCCUGAGAUGGGUUCUGUUGGCGCUAGCACUCUGGCUGGUCCGAGUGCAGGCAUUGAAAGAUCAUGAGAUACGCGACUUAAGAUUACAAGCCGAACAAAUGUUCUAUCAUGGCUACGACAACUAUAUCAAAUACGCAUUUCCGGAAGAUGAAUUGCGCCCUCUUACGUGUGGUCCGCUAACCCGCGAUCGCGAUCAUCCAGAGAGGGUCGAACUCAAUGACGUCCUCGGCAAUUACUCGCUGACCCUGAUUGAUAGCCUGUCGACUCUUGGUAUAUUGGCAUCAAGCAACGACACGGGGUCUCGCGCAUGGACACAUUUUCAAAAUGGCGUACAGGAGAUUGUUCGAUUGUACGGUGAUGGUAGUCAGGGUCCCAAGGGUCAGGGUGAAAGAGCGCGAGGGUUUGACCUGGAUAGUAAAGUUCAAGUUUUCGAAACCGUGAUACGAGGGUUGGGUGGCCUGCUCAGUGCGCAUCUCUUCGCAGUCGGCGAUUUACCGGUUCGAGGUUACAACCCGUCUCCCGAAGCCGCUGAUUACGCCAAGGCCUGGGAUAAGAGCGCUUUCUCGUCAUCAAAACAGCCAAAAGGAAUCGCUUGGUCCAAUGGCUUUCUAUAUGAUGGGCAACUGCUCCGACUUGCUCGUGACCUGGCGGAUCGUCUGCUUCCAGCUUUUUAUACCCCGACAGGACUUCCAUAUCCUCGAGUGAACCUUCGUCAUGGUGUUCCUUUUUAUGAAAACUCUCCCUUGAGCAAGAUAUAUCCUGGUCAAAGGUCUGAUAAUCGAAAGAAAUAUACGACGAGAUUCCAAUCAAGACCAGAAGUCACUGAAACGUGCAGCGCAGGCGCAGGAAGUCUCAUCUUGGAAUUCGCGACUCUGAGUCGUCUGACCGGUGAUGGUCGUUAUGAAGAUCUGGCAAAACGGGCAUUCUGGGCUGUCUGGUUGAGACGAAGUGAGAUUGACUUGAUUGGUGCUGGAAUUGACGCAGAAACUGGCAAUUGGGUGGCACCUUUUACAGGCGUCGGAGCUGGGAUUGAUAGUUUUUUCGAAUAUGCCUACAAAUCAUACAUUCUUUUAUCGUCUGGUGAACCUCCCGAGUUCGACACCAGCAGUCCCUGGAGCCUCAUGGACAACUAUUUCAUAUCACUAGAAGAAGAGCAUCACUCUCCUGGCUUCUAUUUUCAAGUCUGGCAGGAUGCACAAGACGCCAUCAAGCAUCAUCUGUAUCGCGGACAUGGCUAUCAACAUCCACAUUACGUGCAAGCAGAUCUACAAACAGGUGCGACUCGAGCCUUUUGGAUAGACAGCUUGAGUGCGUUUUAUCCGGGCGUUCUUACUUUGGCGGGGAAAAUAGAGGAAGCAACUGAGAUACAUCUACUGGCUACCGCGUUAUGGACACGGUUCUCUGCCUUACCGGAACGAUGGAAUGUUGCUACUGGAGAGAUAGAUAACGGCCUCGGAUGGUGGGGAGGCCGUCCCGAAUUCAUCGAGUCAACUUACUAUCUGUACCGAGCAACCAAGGAUCCAUGGUAUCUCCAUGUAGGCGAAAUGGUCUUGCGAGAUAUUAAACGCCGCUGUUGGACGCGAUGUGGCUGGGCCGGACUUCAAGAUGUGCGUACAGGCGAGUUGCAAGAUCGCAUGGAAAGCUUCUUUCUUGGAGAAACAGCGAAAUAUAUGUUCCUGCUUUUCGACCCAGAUCACCUAUUGAACAAGCUGGAUGCACCCUUUGUGUUUACAACCGAGGGCCAUCCGUUGAUAUUCCCGAAAAGUGGAUCAACUGCAUCGUCGCCAGCAAAAUCUGAGAUUGAGAAUGUGACCGACACUUGCGAGCUCGCCCCUGUACCUCCUCCAUUCAGCUUCUCUUCCACUGCAGCGCGGCCAGACAUCUUCCAUGCAGCAAGUUUAGCGCGCUUGCAUCUCAUGCCCACUCGAAACGAAGCUGGUGGUGCCCUAUUUGACUUUGCACAGGAUCACCCAAGCGUGACUGCCUCUGAUCUGUUCUCACCGUCCAACUAUACUUUCUACCCCUGGACACUACCUCCCGAACUGGUGCCGUAUAAUGCAAUGAGCUCUCCGAUGUCAAUACGGCCCACACUGGACAUUUCUUUCCCAAAAUUGCCGGGCAUGAUUAUUGGGUCGGGGUCAAUGGAAAGAGUACAGGAUGGUGUUCUGCUCAAGUCAAUUGGGGGUUUGCGACUUGGAAUGGUCCAGGAUAUACCUUUGGGUAUCGAGGAUGGCUCUACGGGAAUUUACACGGAUUUGUUUCGGAUCCAGGUGAUCAACAACCUACCACUUGGCAGGGAUGAGAAGGUGUACUUGUCGCGCGAGAUCGUAUUUGAUGUAUUAAGUCCGAACGAUCCGCAUUUUUCCCGUGUGCGCGAUCCGGUCAUGCUGGACGUUGUCAUUGACGUUGAGUCGGAAUCAACCCAGUCGAAGAACAAGAAUGAUACGAAAUCAUCUCGCCAUCAAAAGUCCAAACAAGAGCAAACUAUUAUCCGGCAAGAAUCCCCUACGCUUUCGGAUGAUGGCACUUUUUUGAACGGACAGAUUUCAACGGCAUCAAGUGUAAGAACAGCGCUUGCUGCAUUGAUGGGUCAUAUUUCUACUAUUCUAGGUGAUGAACGCGGAAACAACUUGGACGGCGACAACGAAAGCCACUACUCUGGGAACGUACAAAGCUCUUUAUUCAAGAGAAAAACCUCUAGCGGUACAUCUACUCGACUCAUACUCCCCGCCAUUAACUCAAUUGGAGCAGGAUCAGCUCCAAUACCUGAUAUUGUAGAUGCUGCUAUUUUUUCACACAAUGGUAAACCAGCGACGACCCGACUAACAUGGUCAAAGAUAUAUCUUGCGGAUGAGCUCUGCGACCAUCGUUUACCUGCCGACGUACCCCGCGAAUAUCAAGUACUUGUCAUCAAACGUGGAGGGUGUUCAUUUUCUGAGAAGCUGAAAAAUAUUCCCGGCUACCCAAACUCUGGAAGCAGCAACGACAGCAAUCGUCUCCAGCUUGUCAUUGUCGUAUCGUACCCAGAACAUGACGCAGGUUCGAUGUUUUCCUUCUAUCAUGAAGGCAAGGAAGCCUUUCACGCCAGCGACGAACAGCACUUUUACGAUGAACAAUAUUAUCAACGACCAUUCACAUCAACGAACCCGAACCUGAUGCAGGCUAGGGCAGCGCUAUCCUCUGAGAGCCGACUUGUCAGGCCGCACUUGGAAGAAAUACAAAUGACUUCGAGUGGAUUGCCGCGGCGAGAGCCCAUCAGCAUGAUUAUGGUUGGUGGUGGGGAGGAGACGUAUGAAUUGUUGAGAAGUUCUACCGGCCUGGGGGUUAGGAGGAGAUGGAUUGUGAAAAGCCAGAACGUUCCGAUUGGGAAUUUGUAUAUAAUAUAA
This is a messenger RNA of Talaromyces stipitatus ATCC 10500, 3438 nucleotides long. RefSeq names its product ER glycosyl hydrolase (Edem), putative. The record is from RefSeq and is a predicted model, not a curated record. The transcript has 4 exons. Gene Ontology annotation, cellular component: membrane; endoplasmic reticulum. The coding region runs from base 1 to 3438 and encodes 1145 amino acids. Gene Ontology annotation, biological process: mannose trimming involved in glycoprotein ERAD pathway; endoplasmic reticulum mannose trimming; carbohydrate metabolic process. NCBI's taxonomy places the organism in Eukaryota, Fungi, Ascomycota, Eurotiomycetes, Eurotiales, Trichocomaceae. Gene Ontology annotation, molecular function: mannosyl-oligosaccharide 1,2-alpha-mannosidase activity; calcium ion binding.